GUUUUAAUGGAAACUAUUGACUCGAACAAAGUUGCAGACUGAAUGGUCUGCGGAGGAACAUUCAAAGGAAGCGAGAUGGGAAUCUUGUGUAGCAAAGGGCACUGCCUUUGUAUAGAAUGAGGAAAAAGAUUCAUCGGUAGUCUCAUUGGAAAUUCAGAGGAAAUGUGUCCAGCUAGAUGCUCUUCCUGUAAGGUCAUGCUGGAUUAUGGCCAGGUUGAAGCUCUGCUUGAAGGAGAUCAGCAUCAAGAGUAUUCUUUGCAAUGUACAAAAGCUCUUAUAGACAAGAGAGAUAGUGAAGUCAUCUGAUGUCCUUAUUGCAAUUACUUUGAAGUUUGGCCAUUAUCCUCAGAAGAUAUAACUUUCGUUUGAUCGAAUGAAGAGUGCGGAAAAGUUAGCUGCACUGCUUGCUUUUGUGAGUUUGAGUUCGCUGAUGAUUUAUCUGACGAAGAUGAGCCUGUAUCUCAUGAGAAGUGAUACAACCUCAAGAAAAUUAAGAGAGACUGGGAACAGACAAUCAAUAAGGGCUCUCAAAGAUUCUGCCCAAAGUGAGGAUAUGGAGGAAUAAAAUAAUGAUGCUUGUACCCACAUGACUUGUGUUCAAUGUAAGUCUGAUUGGUGUUACAUCUGUGGUACAAGCAGUGACAAAUGUGACAAAUCAAAUCCCAAUGGUAAUCUCUACAGACAUAAUGAUGAUUGGGAGACAAACAGCAAAAGAUGCCCAAUGUAUUUAAAUUAUAUUGGGCAAGUUGACAAAAGAUGGAGUACUAAAAAUGAUAGAGAAGCAAAAGAGUUCUUACACAAGCUCCUUGUAUCGAAAGCUAUAUGUUGCUUUGAAUCCAAAUACUCUAAAGAGGAGCUGAAUGAGUUCUAUGAAGCUUAUCCUGAAAUCACUGAAGACGAAUAUGACAUUAAGGGUGCUAGAUCAAUGGAUCUUAGACUUAUUAUCAGAUAAUCAAUUUCUCGAUCAAAACCAAAUCUC
This is a messenger RNA of Moneuplotes crassus, 979 nucleotides long. The record is from the annotation of a GenBank genome assembly. NCBI's taxonomy places the organism in Eukaryota, Ciliophora, Spirotrichea, Euplotida, Euplotidae.